UCAGCACUACUUCAGUACUUUGUAAAAGGUAUAAUUAGGACUUUAUUCAUUCAUAUCUCACCAGAACAACCAAUGAAAUCGUUCUCAUAUGAUUGUGGGAGAAUAAAUAUUCAUAACAUCAAUAAUUUCCGAAGUAACUUGUAAGAAUUAUAAUUGUUAUUUAUUGAGUAAAAAAUAAGAUAAAAGGUAUUUAUCUUGAUAAUAGUCACAGAUAUGGCUGCUAAAUCAAAGACUGUAAAGGAGGUUAAAAAUGUCCGAUAUAUACCUUAUGCAAGAGGAUUUAAGGUUCCGACUACAAAAGACCAGGUUCUGGCCUUAGGCUUAGGAGUUGAAAAUAAAUUACCCAUUCCUAAAGAAUAUACCGACACAACAUUUUCAGAUGUCAACCCAUUUACAUUCUUUAAAAAUAUCCAGCAACCUACCUCCAUUGAUGAUUGGUUAGCACAGUAUAAUGAAGAAGGGCAGACAUACUCUCAAUACUUGAAACAAUGUCCAUGGUUGUCCCCGCGUAAAGUGAAAGGGAUGCAUGAGAAAUUUGUAUCCUCAGCUAAAACUUUAUCAGGCAAAUACCCAGGCAGUAAAAUAUACAUAGUUCCUGUUGGAGAAUUUAACGAAGAGGAUUAUAUUUCAUUCAGCAAUUUACUGGAUUACUCCAAACGUUUCCUGUGUCUACCCAUAGCAACUCUACCUCACUUCAAACUUCAGCAAAAUAAUGAUAAAUUGUUCUGGGUCGAUGAGCCGUCAACAAAAACAACUGUACGCUCCAGUCCCAGAACAAGACUAACGGAACUGAAAAGCAGGUUUCAUACUAAAACGGGUAAUUUACAAGUUCAGAUUUCUCCAUUGCUGAUAAAAUUAAGACAAAAUAUACCUCAAGACGCCUUUUGUUUAAUUGGAUUGACUCGUCACGAUCUUUAUUCCGAUGAAAGCGAUCUGUUUGUGGCAGGCAUGGCAGCAGGAAAUCACGGAGUAGCAGUGUUCAGUCUCAACAGAUAUGAUCCGAGUUUGAGUUUUUCCACUGAAUUUUGGUAUGAGAGAUACAAAGUUCCUGGAUAUACAGAAGAAGAGAGACGCCACUUAAUCUUGCAGAGGUCGUGUAAGCUAGUAGUGCAUGAAAUCUGUCAUAUUUUGGGUUUAGCUCACUGUAUCUUUUUCGACUGUUGUAUGAAUGGUUCAGGACAUCUUGCCGAAGAUUUUCAACAACCCAUGCAUCUGUGUCCAGUAGAUUUACGUAAACUACAAACAUUGUGUGGUUUUAACACGGUGCAAAGAUAUGAACAACUUCUGGAGUUUUAUAAAAAAUUCAAAAUGGAAUCAGAAACUGUUUGGGUGGAAAGAAGAAUUGCAUAUUUGAAACAGAAAUAAAAACGGGCUACAAAAUGCAAUUCGGACCAUGGACCAUACAGUAAAAUUACAUCAGAUUAUCAUAAAAAAAAUUUCUUCACUUUCCAUACAACAUUGUGUACCCUUGAUUUUUUAAAAUAUUUUUAAGAGACAUUAUAUGGAAUGAGAAUUGAAUAUAAUUACAUUUUAUUAAAGAUUGUGUGAUAUUUAGUUGAAGAACACCAGUAGAAUUGUGUUUUCAGGGAACAAAAUAAGCAGUAUAGGAAAGCACUCUGCAACUCGAUUUCCAUCCAUAUUCCUUACAACCGCCAUGCAACAUGUAAACGUCUUAAUAUUAAUGAUUUUUUUAUGGAAUAAUUACUUUUGCUUAGUUUAGAAAAACUUAAUUUUAUGAAUUGCUAUUCAAAUCAAAGAAAUGUUGCUCAAAAUAAACAAAUUGCUACACUAAAUACACUAACGGCAAAAAUCUGAACAGCAAAUAAAAGAAUGGCUCUUCUUGUGUAUAGGUAUAAAAAAUUAAUAAUAAAUUUGUGGCUAUAAGUUAUGGCAGCAAUAAGAUCCAGCAGAAGUAUUGUUUGUAAUAGCACCGAUCAUAAAAAUUGUGGAACAGGAGCAGAUUGUAGUGAGUGGUAUGGGUGGUUGUGUGUUACUCCCCUUAGUUGGUGAACUGACUUGUGAAAUAUGUAUUCCGGAAAAUGUUCAAGGUGUUGUUUCUCUUAUGGCAUAGUUAAAUGUGAAACUUUAGACCUAAUCUAAAAUUAAGAAAGAUUUUGAUUUAACAUUGAUUUGAUACCUUUGUGAACAUUCCUUUGGUUCUUGGAUUCCAGAUAUUCUAUAUCAGUUCACAGGGAAUAGUUAUAUUUAUACUGUUUGUAAUUACUAUUAGACUGUUAUUGUUGACUUAUUAAAUAAAAUGCUCUAGCAUUUGGUUACUUUUAAUUCCAUGAUUAAGUCUGCAAAGCAAAAGAGAUGACUUUUUCACGUUUAAUCCUAGUAAAUGUCCAGGAACUUUUUACAUGAAUGUGUAAACAGAACCCUGUCUCAUCCGAGUUAUUCGAUCUCAGCAUUGACCAAGAAAUUUCAUCAGGAUUUUCCGACUUGGUUCCCAUUUGUCAGUGGUGCAGGACAGAGAGUCUGGUAAGUGACAGCAUAUAGUCGCUUGGAUGGGAUAAAAAAACGAGGUCCCCUGUACACAUAUGAGAGUGGGCCAUAGUGUCGCUGUCCAGACUAAAUUUCCUCAUGGCACAAUGUAUGCGUAUUCUGGGUUUCAUUAGUCCAGUCAGAGCAGAACAGUAGGACGCUAAACCCCAUUUCAUUUCCUCUGAGUAAUACUAUAUUUGGUCAUCCCAGCAAACAUGGACCAUUCAAAGAUUCUAUAUUGUCCACCGUCAAAUUUGAAUCUGAGAUAUUCUGUCGUGGAUCAACUUUGUCAGCUAUACUUCCCAUUCAGUAAAACGAUGUACAUGUGUUCAAAAUGCAAGAUAUAUUUACUUAUAAAUUUUAUUUUUAUUUUAUCACAAUUUUAAUUUUUUAGCAGAGUUUUUAU
Molecule: messenger RNA, 2890 nt
Organism: Patella vulgata (common limpet)
Lineage: Eukaryota; Metazoa; Mollusca; Gastropoda; Patellidae
Exons: 1
Coding region: 214-1365 (383 amino acids)
Biological process (GO): proteolysis
Molecular function (GO): metallopeptidase activity
Source: RefSeq, a predicted model, not a curated record